Messenger RNA from Aspergillus ibericus CBS 121593, 1148 nucleotides. Its product is annotated as RING finger domain protein. Gene Ontology annotation, molecular function: ubiquitin protein ligase activity. NCBI's taxonomy places the organism in Eukaryota, Fungi, Ascomycota, Eurotiomycetes, Eurotiales, Aspergillaceae. The coding region runs from base 37 to 1068 and encodes 343 amino acids. The transcript is spliced from 2 exons. Gene Ontology annotation, biological process: protein polyubiquitination; protein monoubiquitination. The record is from RefSeq and is a predicted model, not a curated record.
UUCGACGCCACCUCUUCGCAGUCGGAUAUCAAUCUCAUGUCCCAUGAUGUCGACUUGCAACAGGAAAUCUUACAAAGGACGCUGCAAGAGGUAGCGCACAAGGAAGGUGACAAUGAAGGCGACAAGGAAGCGAAUCCGUGCGUGAUCUGUCUCGAGCCGGUCUCCGAAGCCGCCGUCGCGGUGCCUUGUCGACAUGCGAAUUUCGAUUUUCUGUGUUUGGUGAGCUGGUUGGAGUUGAGAAGAAAUUGUCCGCUUUGUAAAAGUGAAGUCACUUCUGUGAGAUAUGAUCUCGACAGUCCCAAUGGGCAUAAGGUCUAUCAACUCCCGGUAGUGAGCGCUACAGCCUCGUCCUCUCAUGCAUCUGGGGCCUCAUUGCAUCGUGCCCCGCGUCGUCCGCGUCGUCCCCGUCCAUACCCUCGUCCAGACACCCAACAACCUCCCGACGACCCGCUCCGCCGCCGACAGCAUAUCUAUCGCCACCAACUCUACUCCCUGCGAGUCGGAUCCAAUCGUAUGUCGCAGUACCGCGAGCUGACACCUGAACGAUUCAACCGCGAGGAAGAUCUCGUCUCUCGGGCCCGGAAAUGGAUCCGACGGGAACUGAAAGUCUUCGAAUUCCUCAACCCCGAAACUGAGGAGCCUGCAUCUGGUCGGGUGGCGCGCGCCGGCCCGCAAAGGCUCGAGAACCGACGGGGGAAUAAUGCGGAAUUCCUGCUCGAGUAUAUUAUUGCGAUCCUGCGCACCGUGGAUAUUAAAGGGAGCGCCGGACAGGCAGAGGAACUUUUGCGAGAUUUCCUAGGGAGGGAUAAUGCGCGCCUGUUUCUGCACGAGUUGCAGGCGUGGUUGAGAAGUCCUUAUUCGUCGCUGGAGGACUGGGAUCGUAAUGUACAGUAUGAAGAUGUUCGGGCGGAGGAGCCCGAUCGGACAUCUACCCCGGUGUAUCGGGGGCGGGGGAGGGUGUCGAAGCCGUCGAGUCCCUCGCGGGGACGGUAUCAAGGGAGGUCUCGCGAUGCAUUGGCUCAGGCCAGACGGGUGCAAUAUGCACGGGAUCGGUAUAUCCCCGAUUGACGGCUACUUGGUGGAUGGGCCCGUGGAUGAUAUGGCAUGACAAUAGACAUAGAUACUCUUCGAUUGACUGGUAUCUCGAC